Molecule: messenger RNA, 1787 nt
Organism: Arabidopsis arenosa
Lineage: Eukaryota; Viridiplantae; Streptophyta; Magnoliopsida; Brassicales; Brassicaceae
Source: the annotation of a GenBank genome assembly
UUUGUCACAAGUCAUAACAAAAAUGUCAAGAACCAUUGAUGUUGCUCUGUUUUGUUUCUUCUUGUUCUCUCUUGGGGCCAUGUCCCAACCUUCUCAAAAUCUAACCGAUUGCAACCAAUUACCCGACACUUAUCAAUCAAACCGCAACACCGUCCUCUCCACUCUUCGCAAUCAUUCCUCCCUCGGAAGCUAUUAUUCCAACGCCACGGCCGGUCUUAGCCCAAACACAGUCUAUGGCAUGUUCCUAUGCAUAGGAAACAUAAGCAAAACGUCUUGUUCAAACUGUGUCCAUUCUGCGACUUUAGGAAUGGAUAAAUCCUGUGAUUCUCAUGACACAUCUUUCAUGUUCUCUCACGAGUGUAUGGUUCGGUACUCGGACGUUUCUUUCUACUCUCUCGUAGAGGAUGCACCUACAUCCUCUAGUUACUAUCGGAAUGAUUCUUUGAAUUCUCCAUUUUUUUUUAAUAAAACACUUCCUGGAAAAAUAGACAAGCUUGUCUUCAGAGCACCCUUGUCUUUAUCGUUACCAGUUCCAUAUUUUGUGGAGGAUCAAGAACAUGUUACUCAAUUGGAAGGUUCGUAUGAUUUAGAGGCAAUGGCCCAGUGUAGCCCUGAUCUUCAUCCAAGUAACUGCACCGUGUGCUUGAGACUUGUAGUCGAAAAAUUCUCCGAGUGUUGCAGCCAAUCUCGUUGGGCUCGGAUCUACUUUCCUAAAUGUCUUCUGAGUUAUGACAUCUCUGCUUUGCAACCAAACCUAACGAGUCUUGGCGUUACAACAAAAGGAGAUGAUAUAUUUGGGAGAACGGUUAUUGCAAUCAUGAUAGGCUUACUAAUGGUCAGUCACUUGCGCACCUUCUGCAUCGAAUCUAACAACUUCACUCGACCCAGCACUUACCAUUCAAAUCGUGCAUCAGUCCUCACGUCUAUCCGCGACCGUUCCUUCCUCGGAACGAGAACCUAUUCCAACGCAACGAAGGGUCUUAGUCCCGACACAGCCUAUGGCAUGUACCUCUGCAGAGGAGACGUCGCCAAAAGUACAUGCGGAUUAUGUGUCCGGACCGCAACUUUGGAGAUCUCUAAAAGCUGCACUUAUCAAAAAGAAGCUUUCAUCUACUACGAGGAAUGUAUGGUUCGUGUCUCGGAUUAUUCCUUCUUCGGACUCCUAGGAGGACCUAGCACCAUCUUAUACUCUGCCAGUAAUUUUUCUAUUAGGAGUUCUUUCGGACAAACAUUUUCUCAUAAGAUGGACAAACAUAUCUUGAGAGCAGCGUCGAUGCCUUUGUCGCCGAAACCAUAUUUCGUGCUGGAUAGAGAACUUGUGAAGGAGUUCGGUAGCUCGUAUAGAUUAGACUCAGUUGUUCAGUGUAGUUCUGAUCUUGAUCCAACAAACUGUACCGUCUGCUUGAGACUUGCGGUCCAAAACCUUUUGGGCUGUUGCAGCCUGUCUCGUGAGGCUCAUAUCUUCCAUCCUAAAUGUCUCGUGAAGUAUGACACCACCUCUUCGCUAGUGAACGUCCCGAGUCUUGGUGCUAUGAUAGGAAACAAAAUCUUUGGGAGAAUUUUUAUUGCAGUCAUGACAGCUACUACGUUAGCACUUCUAGGACUAUGAUAUCAAAUCUAAUGGUACUUUAAGGAUUGGUAUAUGCUACUUCAUAUUUUUGUUCUUAUGACAUGUGUUUUUUUUUUGGUAACCUCCUAUGAUAUGUGUGAUUUGUUGUGUUUUUGUCUAACGAAAUCCAAAAAUGUGAUUUUAUAGUUGAUCAUUUGAAGAAAAUUUAACAUUGAAG